Molecule: messenger RNA, 1131 nt
Organism: Vicia faba (fava bean)
Lineage: Eukaryota; Viridiplantae; Streptophyta; Magnoliopsida; Fabales; Fabaceae
Source: the annotation of a GenBank genome assembly
AUGACAUAUAUGUUCAAGUAUGACUCUGUUCAUGGCCAGUGGAAGCAUUUUGAGCUCAAGGUCAAGGACUCUAAAACCCUUCUUUUCGGUGAGAAAGAAGUUGCUGUUUUCGGAACUAGGAACCCUGAGGAGAUCCCAUGGGGUGAAGUUGGAGCUGACUUUGUUGUUGAGUCUACUGGUGUUUUCACUGACAAGGAUAAAGCUGCUGCUCACUUGAAGGGUGGUGCUAAGAAGGUUGUUAUUUCUGCCCCAAGCAAAGAUGCACCAAUGUUUGUUGUUGGUGUUAACGAGAAGGAAUACAAAUCAGACCUUAACAUUGUUUCCAAUGCUAGAUGCACUACCAACUGCCUUGCUCCCCUUGCCAAGGUUAUCAAUGACCGAUUUGGAAUUGUUGAGGGUCUUAUGACCACUGUCCACUCCAUCACAGCUACUCAGAAGACUGUUGAUGGUCCAUCAAGCAAGGACUGGAGAGGUAGAAGAGCUGCUUCCUUCAACAUCAUUCCCAGCAGCACUGGAGCUGCCAAGGCUGUUGGAAAGGUUCUUCCAGAACUAAACGGUAAAUUGACCGGAAUGUCAUUCCGUGUUCCUACCGUUGAUGUUUCAGUUGUUGACCUCACUGUCAGGCUUGCGAAGAACGUAACCUAUGAGCAGAUCAAAGCUGCUAUCAAGGAGGAGUCAGAGGGUAAACUCAAGGGUAUUUUGGGUUACACUGAAGAUGAUGUUGUAUCUACUGACUUUGUUGGUGAUAGCAGGUCUAGCAUAUUUGAUGCCAAGGCAGGAAUUGCUUUGAAUGAAAACUUUGUGAAACUUGUUUCUUGUGAAGGUACCAGAAAGUAUAUUAAGUUGAAACGUAAGACAGAUGCUGAUAAACAACCGAAUCCUGGCACGGGCCUUGGGAAGGUGGUUCUAAAUGCAAGAGGCAGUUUACCAACAAAGGCUAGCAGAAAGGAUGUGAGGAAGUAUGAUGAUUUUGGCUUACCCAUUGAUGAUGAUGAUAGCUUACUAGUUCCUGAAAAGAAAGAGGGUGAUAGGCCACAGAAGACAACAAACCAACUCCUAACCGAAACUAACUCAACUGUAACCAGCUUUCCUUUUUUCCCACCUCUUAACCAAAUUUUAACCAUACCAUAA